UCGCCCCGGAGGCUUCCCGGGGCCCCAGGCAGCCCGCGCCUCCCUCCGCCCGAGCCCCGCCGGCCUCUCGCCCCGCCGCGGCCGUGCGCGCAGGCGGUGGGCAGCCGUGGCACGCAGCAUGCAGGCGCGCUACUCCGUGUCGGAUCCCAACGCCCUGGGAGUGGUGCCCUACCUGAGCGAGCAGAGCUACUACCGGGCGGCGGGCAGUUACGGCGGCAUGGCCGGCCCCAUGGGCGUCUACUCCGGCCACCCGGAGCAGUACGGCGCCGGCAUGGGCCGCUCCUAUGCGCCCUACCACCACCACCAGCCCGCGGCGCCCAAGGACCUGGUGAAGCCGCCCUACAGCUACAUCGCGCUCAUCACCAUGGCGAUCCAGAACGCGCCCGAGAAGAAGAUCACCUUGAACGGCAUCUACCAGUUCAUCAUGGACCGCUUCCCCUUCUACCGCGAGAACAAGCAGGGCUGGCAGAACAGCAUCCGCCACAACCUCUCGCUCAACGAGUGCUUCGUGAAGGUUCCGCGCGACGACAAGAAGCCGGGCAAGGGCAGCUACUGGACGCUCGACCCGGACUCCUACAACAUGUUCGAGAACGGCAGCUUCCUAAGGCGCCGCCGGCGCUUCAAGAAGAAGGACGUGUCCAGGGACAAGGAGGAGCGCGCCCACCUCGCGGAGCCGCCCGCGGCCAAGGGCGCCUCGACGGGGCCCCCGCUGCCGGACGCCCCCCAGGAGGCGGAGAAGAAGGUGGUGAUCAAGAGCGAGGCGGCGUCGCCCGCGCUGCCGGUCAUCACCAAGGUGGAGACGCUGAGCCCCGACGGCGCGCUGCACGCCAGUCCUCGCAGCGGGGCCUCCACGCCGGGCUCCCCCGACGGCUCGCUGCCCGAGCACCAGGCCGCGCCGCCCAACGGGCUGCCCGGCUUCAGCGUGGAGAACAUCAUGACCCUGCGGACGUCGCCUCCGGGUGGCGAACUGAGCCCGGUGUCCGGCCGCGGGGGGCUGGUGGUACCGCCGCUGCCGCUGCCUUACGGGGCCGCGCCGCCAGCCGCGUACGCGCAACCGUGCGCGCAGGGCCUGGAGCCGGGCGGCCCCGGCGGCUACCAGUGCAGCAUGCGCGCCAUGAGCCUGUACACCGGGGCCGAGCGGCCGGCGCACGUGUGCGUCCCGCCCGCGCUGGACGACGCCCUGUCGGACCACCCCAGCGGCCCCGCGUCGCCGCUCAGCGCCCUCAACCUCGCGGCCGGUCAGGAGGGCGCGCUGGCCACCGCCCACCACCACCAGCAUCCCGGCCACCACCAUCCUCAGGCGCCGCCGCCCGCGCCCGCUCCGCAGCCGCAGCCCGGCACAGCCCCAGCCCAGGCCGCCUCCUGGUACCUGAACCACAGCGGGGACCUGAGCCACCUCCCCGGCCACACGUUCGCGGCCCAGCAGCAAACUUUCCCCAACAUGCGGGAGAUGUUCAACUCCCACCGGCUGGGGAUUGAAAACUCGACCCUCGGGGAGUCCCAGGCGGGCAAUGCCAGCUGUCAGCUGCCCUACCGAGCCACGCCGUCCCUCUACCGCCACGCGGCCCCCUACUCCUACGACUGCACGAAAUACUGACUGCGCCCCAGCCCUCCCCGGCCCCGGGCCCGCGCCCGCUUCGCCUCCCGAUGCAACCCUUUCCACGAAGGCUGCACCCGAACGCGCCCAACUCUCCCAGACCCGGGAGCAGAGAGCUCGCGCGCCAGCCUCGGCCGUCCGUGAAACUUGCAGGUAACUUGAACCCGCAACCCGGUUUCUGAGACCCUAGACGUCCCUCUCAGGGGGCCGCAAGCCCAGCAAAAUGAAAUACCGAUUUAAAAAGUACCCUCCCCUUCCCGGAUGCUGCGCCUGAUCCCUCUGGGGCUUCAAAAGAUUAAGUUAUGGACCAAAUUCCAAGGGACCCCCGAUGGCUCUCCGUGGAGACUCCCCACGGACGUGUGGGGGCCCCUGCAGAUAAUGUAUGUGCUGUGUGUAAUUUUUAACUUCCUCUAACCGUGCUGUAAUCGUGUGCGGAUUUGUAAUCAGGCUAUUUUGUUGCUCAGAGCCAUUAAUAUAAUAUUUAAAGUUGUGUUCACUGGAUAACUUUCCAUCUUGCCCAACCGUUUCUUCCAAAUUAAGUUCAAGGAAACUACGGUGGGUUUUCCCCCCUGGACCGUUAUAAAAUAGAAUUAUUUCCCCAACUGUAGCUCUUUCACUGAACAAGAAAAUAAUUUAUUUUUUUGUGGUGAAGAACGAGGUUCAGUAUCUGAUACUUUUGAUUUAGGAAGUGUGAUGGUUUUGUAUAGCGAAUUCCAUCCUGAGGGUGCCCAAAAGAAACAGAGACUUAAAAAUUUAACUUCAUCUGUGUCUGUUUUAUGUGGUCUUGAUUGUUGUAUUUACCCUAAAAUAAACCCAUGUUGUUUUUC
Molecule: messenger RNA, 2424 nt
Organism: Nannospalax galili (Upper Galilee mountains blind mole rat)
Lineage: Eukaryota; Metazoa; Chordata; Mammalia; Rodentia; Spalacidae
Gene: Foxc2
Product: forkhead box C2
Exons: 1
Coding region: 119-1597 (492 amino acids)
Biological process (GO): cell differentiation; regulation of transcription by RNA polymerase II; anatomical structure morphogenesis
Molecular function (GO): RNA polymerase II cis-regulatory region sequence-specific DNA binding; DNA-binding transcription factor activity, RNA polymerase II-specific
Source: RefSeq, a predicted model, not a curated record